Molecule: messenger RNA, 597 nt
Organism: Geosmithia morbida
Lineage: Eukaryota; Fungi; Ascomycota; Sordariomycetes; Hypocreales; Bionectriaceae
Product: glutathione-specific gamma-glutamylcyclotransferase
Exons: 2
Coding region: 1-597 (198 amino acids)
Biological process (GO): glutathione catabolic process
Cellular component (GO): cytoplasm
Molecular function (GO): glutathione specific gamma-glutamylcyclotransferase activity; gamma-glutamylcyclotransferase activity
Source: RefSeq, a predicted model, not a curated record
AUGUCUCCCAGGCCAGACCAUCGUGGUACACCCGAGGCCCCCGGCCGGGUCGUCACCUUGAUCGAGAGGUCGUACUGGGAGACACUCGUCGACCACCACGACUCAAGUCCCGAGCGUGUCUGGGGCGUCGCCUACCGCAUCAAGCCCGAAAAGGUCCCCGAAGUAAAGGAGUACCUCGACAUCCGCGAGAUCAACGGUUACACGAUCCACUACACGCCCUUCCACCCGGCCGGUGAGGGUGACGGCGAAGGCGGCUCUCCCAUCAGGACCCUCGUCUACAUCGGCACCCCGGACAAUGAGCAGUUUGUGGGGCCCCAGGACCCCCAGGAGCUGGCCGAGCACAUCUUCCGAUGCGUCGGGCCCAGCGGACCUAACCCAGACUACCUUCUCAGUCUUGAUGCAGCUCUCGAGGAACUCGACCCGGAGAGCGGCGACGUUCACAUCCACGACCUCGCCGAGAGGGUCCGCGCCUUGCAAAGGAAGUCUGCUGCCACGACCAUGGGGACAUCUACGACCGGUGGCGACGGCUCCGACAAGGCCAGCACCCGGAAAGCGAACGUGAUUAAGGAUACUGAAGAGUUUGAAAAGGGUUCCUGA